AGUAGUUAUAAAGCAAACAUGCAGGAAGGAAGAUCACCAGGCUUAGAAACAGAGCUCAAGGGAUACAUAGAGACUCUUGGGCUGUCCAAGUGGUCUGCAGCACCAGGAACUGCAAGGAGAACAAUUGACUUGAAGGACAAGGCUCAAUCCAAAGAGAAUGAAGCAAAGAAAAUGAAAGGCAAAAGACCAGUCAAUGCACAGAAACUGAGGGCUUCAACAUCUCAUGCAGGUCAAACUCUAAGAGAUGGGAAAUCCUCUACAUACAUGAAGCUACUCAUUAAACCCGGGAAACGCUGGGGUGAAGAUCAGGCAUGUACAAAUUGUGAAGCUAGGAAAGAAAGGAGAGAUUUUGCAUGGAUGGAGACUGUGGUGAAGAAAGGGACAAUGGCUGACCGCAUGGCUGCUUAUACAAUGUUAAUUCAGGAUUCCCCUGUGCACACUAUGAGGCAUCUGAAGCAACUCCUGAACCUUGUGUCAAAUAAAGCAAGGCGAGAAGGGCUCAUGGCUUUAGAUACUCUGAAGGAGCUCUUCCUGUCAGAUCUCUUGCUGGAAACUAGGAAGCUCAGAGCAUUUGAAAUGCAGCCACUGUGUGAAGCAGGAACUAUGGCUGAGGAAAGACGAGAAAGGUUUUUGAUCUUGUGCUUCUUUGAAGACCAGUUGAAGGAGGCAUAUUCAUCAUUCAUUCAGGCUGUGAAUGAGCUAGCUCGGGACACUGUUGAGGCCACUCGAUUGAAAGCUAUCCACAUACUCUAUGAGCUUCUUCUCAAUAAUUCUGAGCAAGAACAAACUUUGCUAAGCUCCCUGGUGAACAAGAUAGGUGAUCCAGUAAGGAAGGUGGCAGCACGAACAAUGCAUCGACUGCUUCAACUCCUCUCCCACCACCCUCAGAUGAAGCAUGUCAUCACUUUGGAAGUGGAACGAAUGAUCUUCAGUCAUAUUUAUCCCUCUCAUAACAGACCCAAUGUCAGUCAGAAAGCACAGUACUAUGCUGUUUGCUUCCUGAAUCAGAUCCUGUUGUGUCGGGAUGAUCUAAAUCUAGCUGCCAAGCUUGUGUCCAUCUACUUUGCUCUCUUCAAAGCAUCAGUGAAAACGGGAGAGGUGGAGAGCAAGUUAAUGAGUGGCCUCUUGACUGGAGUCCAUCGAGCUUUCCCCUAUUUACCACUAGAUGGAGAAAAGAAGAAAUCACUUAUCAAUGAGGAACUGGAAACUAUGUAUAAGAUUGUACAUGUUUCCCCUUUCAGUGUGGCUACCCAGGCUCUCAUGCUGAUAUUCCAUGUUCUCCAGAGAAAGGGCUCUCUGUCUGACAGGUUUUAUAUGAUCCUGUAUCGAAAGCUGUUGGACCCUGCUUUACUGUCAAGUUCAAAGCAGAAUCAAUUCUUGAACCUUUUAUUCAAGGCUCUGACUCAAGACUCGGUUUUGCCUCGACUCAGGGCAUUCCUAAAACGUCUCCUUCAACUAUGCUUACAUUUUCCUGUCCCUCUUGUCUGUGGCUUCCUUAUCCUCAUUUCAACUGUUUUGAAACAGAACCCAACUAUUGUAGCCAUCAAGUCCAAGAGCUUUCUGGAAGAUGGACAGUCAGUUUCUGAAGAAGAUGGGAGUGGUGAGGAGGAUUAUAAGGAUGUUCAGGACUCAGAUGAAGAAGAAAAAUCUCCAGAAACCAAACCCCACUCUUCAUGGGUCCACAAACAGAAUCUGCUCAUAGGUAGAGGCAAAAGGACUCAGAACAGAUACGACCCAACCUGUCGAAAUCCUCUUUAUGCUGGUGCAGAAAGUGUCUCAUUUUGGGAGCUGAAGUCAUUGACUGCUCACUGCCAUCCCACAAUAGCUGUGUUUGCUCAGAAGAUCUGCGAUGGGGAAAGUAUUAACUAUUCAAGUGAUCCUAUGCAGGACUUUUCUCUUUCACAUUUCCUGGACCGAUUCGUGUUCAAGAAUCCUAAGAACCUCAACAGGGAGCACCAGUUGCCCCAGGAUAUGAUCAUGGGCAAGCGACGACUCCAGCAGCAAUUCCCUGCAGCUGUCAAUAUGGAAAUGCUCCUCAGCAUGGAGGAACAUCAAGUUCCUGUGGAAGAGAAGUUCCUCUAUAGGUACUAUAUUUUAUGUAUGUUUAGUUGCAAUGGAGUUGAAGUGAAGGCUAUCAAGACAUCAAUCAGACAUGGAAAACUGACAUACAACCUCUGUCAUGAAUUGAACCUGGGUCUCCAUGCAGGCACACCUCAGAGGCUUCCUCCUUGCUUCUUCAAGAACCAGUCUGAGGAGCAAGAAAAGAGAAAUAAGGGAGAGAAGGAGGAGGAAGAUGAAGAGGUGGAAAGUGUGUCAAGUGAUGAGUUUCAGGAAUUCCUACAGCACAGGGGAAGAGAGCAUGUAGAUAUGGAAGACAGUGAAGGGUUGGACUUUGCAAAUCUCUUCUUGGACAGGCCAGAGAAGGGACAAAAGCACAAAGUUGAAAGCAUGGAGGAUGAUGACAACAGUGACACUGAUGACCAGGAUGAGGAAGACAAUGAAGGUGAUGAUGUUGCAUGGGAAGAUGAGGAAGAAAAUGAAGGUGGCAUUGCAUGGGAAGAUGAAGAAGGUUGGAACGAGGAGGAGAUUGAAUUCUCUGAUGAAUCAGAUUCUGAUAUAAAGAAGCCUACAAGUUCUAAGGGGAGACGCCAUAUCAGGCAGUCCAAAGAAGACAUCCAAGAUGAUCUCUUUGUUUCUGCUGAACAGCUGUCUUCCAUACUGGAAAGCUCCAAUCGGGGAUCAAAUUUGACAGAAGAUGAUUGGGAGUCUCGCCGUUUCAAGAGGAAAGCAUCAUGUCAUAAGUCUUACACGAUAGGCCCUGGCACUUCCAAGAGGAGGAAGAAAAAGUAAUGUCUUUGCAGGUUGGAUGGAAUAAUGAUUUUGCUUAUUCCAUACAAGAAUUUUAUUUAUCUCAUUCAUUCUGGAAAGCACAGGCUGAGUUCAGAGUCUUCUGGAUAUUAAAUGUGGGUACAUGGAGUUUCAUGGG
Messenger RNA from Darwinula stevensoni, 2986 nucleotides. The record is from the annotation of a GenBank genome assembly. Lineage: Eukaryota; Metazoa; Arthropoda; Ostracoda; Podocopida; Darwinulidae.